Rhipicephalus microplus (southern cattle tick) is the source of this 709-nucleotide messenger RNA. RefSeq lists its product as uncharacterized. The record is from RefSeq and is a predicted model, not a curated record. Lineage: Eukaryota; Metazoa; Arthropoda; Arachnida; Ixodida; Ixodidae.
CAAGUUCGUAGCGAUGGCUGUCCAGCUCGUUUCUGCGCUCCUUCUGAUCCUCAGUGCCACGGCUGCUCAUGGAAUCGAGUCGACGGAUGACACGGCAACCUUGCUACAGGCUGUGGCAACGAUGCAAGACACCGUCGCCUACUUCAGCUCGGUUGACGAUCCCAGCGAGAAGUGCAUGACAGCAGAGCGGCCAGUGUUCAUCCCUGAGGAGGCCAAAGCGGUCUUCACUUUUCACUAUCAGAGCCAAAAUGGCAAUUUUAAAGUCGACUACUGCGUCAAUAUUACUGCUUCUGACUCUGGAAACUUUCCCUUCGGUCCAUGCGAUGACAUAGGGUCUCUUGGCACGGCUCAAAUGCUCUUCUUUGACGGUCACAGCUGCUUCGGGGGCAUAUUUCCCCUUUCCGGCACUCAGCAAUGUAUCAUGUGGGUGAAGGUAGACUCCAAGGAUUCUGUGUCGGACGAGUGCCUGCAGUAUUAUGACAAUGAAUGCGGCCCAGAAAAAUACAAGCUGUACGAUAGCGAGCAGUGCACGUAACCCUCUUCGUCACGUCACGUCGGGUUGUGUACACUUCACUAAAUGUGGCGCUCACAUCAGCGGUUGGGGCACUUUUGUGUGGGCGCUCCAAAAUAAAAUAAUUUCAGAUUCUUUACCAGAUUCAGAUUCUUUCAGAACUUUACCAAUACUGAGCCAAAUAAAAGCACCAUAUUA